Messenger RNA from Colossoma macropomum (tambaqui), 2118 nucleotides. It is a transcript of the gene slc44a5a, whose product is annotated as solute carrier family 44 member 5a. Gene Ontology annotation, cellular component: membrane. Gene Ontology annotation, biological process: transmembrane transport. The transcript is spliced from 20 exons. Bases 1 to 2118 code for a protein of 705 amino acids. Gene Ontology annotation, molecular function: transmembrane transporter activity. The record is from RefSeq and is a predicted model, not a curated record. NCBI's taxonomy places the organism in Eukaryota, Metazoa, Chordata, Actinopteri, Characiformes, Serrasalmidae.
AUGAAGAUGUGCACUCUCCAUCUUCCUCACUCCCUCUCUCCUCUGCUCUUUUACAGAAGCUGCACAGACGUACUGUGCUGUGUGCUCUUCAUCAUUGUCAUCUUCGGCUACGUUGCGCUGGGCACUGUGGCCUGGAUUCACGGAGACCCGAGAAAAGUGAUAUAUCCCACUGACAGCUCAGGCCAGUUCUGUGGACAGAAAGGCACACCCAACGCAAAGAAGACCAUACUGUUCUACUUUAACAUACUGAAAUGCGCCAGCCCUGCAGUUUUAAUAAAUCUCCAGUGUCCUACUACUCAGAUGUGUGUUUCAAACUGUCCGGACCGCUUCGCCACCUACACGGACAUGCAGCUCCAGUACAGGUUCAACAAAAGCCACUGGGAGUACUACAAACAGUUCUGCAAACCAGGCUUCAACAACCCCAAGAAGCCUGUAGCGCAGGUCCUGCGAGACGAGGACUGUCCAUCAAUGAUAGUGCCCAGCAGACCAUUUCUGCAGCGCUGCUUCCCAGACUUCAUCACCAGAAACGGGACACUAACGGUGGCCAAUAAAACCGCCUUCAAAGACGCACUGGACACGGCACGGAGCGUGACUGAGCUCAGAGACGCAGCCAAUGGUAUAACAGGUAUACUAGAUGCCAAACAGUUGGGUAUGAAAAUCGUAGAGGACUACGCCAACUCUUGGUACUGGAUCGUGAUAGGGCUGAUCAUAGCGCUGGUGGUCAGUCUGAUCUUCAUCCUGCUGCUCCGCUUCACUGCCGGCUUUCUUCUCUGGUUCAUCAUCAUCGCCGUCAUUGUACUCGUAGCCUACGGAAUCUGGCACUGUUACUCGGAGUUCACAGCACUGAGAGAAACUCCUGGAGCGGACGUCACAAUCUCAGACAUCGGCUUCCAGACGGACGUCCACGUCUACCUGCAGCUCAGCCAGACCUGGCUGGUCUUCUUGGUCACUCUGGGUUUGACUGAAGCUUCUAUAGUUCUGAUGCUGAUUUUCCUGAGAAACAGAGUGCGCAUCGCCAUCGCCCUGCUGAAAGAGGGCAGCAAGGCCAUCAGCUACAUCACAUCUGCUUUAUUCUACCCGGUCAUCACCUUCCUGCUACUGGUCAUCUGUAUCUCCUACUGGGCCGUUACAGCGGUCUUUCUGGCAUCUUCCGGUGAAGCCGUCUACAAAGUGAUGUCAGCGCAGCCCAACUGCAAAUACACCAACCUCACCUGCAGUCCAGAAACCUUCAACAGCACCAACAUCACUAAGCAGUGUCCUGGGGCUCAGUGUCUGUUUGCGUUUUACGGCGGUGAGAGCGUGUAUCAUCGCUACAUCUUCAUCCUGCAGCUCAGUAACCUGCUGGUCUUCCUCUGGCUGGUGAACUUCACCAUCGCUCUGGAACAGUGUACCAUCGCUGGAGCUUUCGCCUCCUAUUACUGGGCCAAGAGGAAACCAGCGGACAUCCCGCCCUGUCCCGUCUUCUCUUCUUUCACCCGCACCAUACGGUAUCACACAGGGUCUCUUGCCUUUGGGUCACUGAUCUUAGCGUUUGUCCAGCUCAUCCGGAUCGUCCUUGAAUACCUGGACCACAAACUCAAAGGAGCUCACAACGUUAUUGCCCGGUUCCUGCUCUGCUGUCUGAAGUGCUGCUUCUGGUGCCUGGAGCGCUUCAUUCGCUUCAUGAACAGAAACGCCUACAUCAUGAUCGCAAUCUAUGGGAAGAAUUUCUGCACGUCAGCGCGGGAAGCGUUCUUUUUGCUGAUGAGGAACGUAGUGAGGGUGGCAGUGUUGGACAAAGUCACAGACUUUCUGCUGUUCUUAGGGAAGCUCUUGGUCGCGGGAAGUGUGGGUGUCGUUGCCUUCUUUUUCUUCACACACAAGAUACCCAUCAUUCAGGAGGAAGUUCCGGUCUUGAAUAAUUACUGGGUGCCUCUGUUGACAGUUGUAUUCGGGUCCUACUUGAUUGCACACGGCUUCUUCAGCGUCUAUGCAAUGUGUGUGGACACCCUGUUCCUUUGCUUCUGUGAGGAUCUGGAGAGAAACGACGGCACUCAGGCGAAGCCAUUCCUCAUGUCCCCCGGCCUGCACAGAAUCCUGGGAGGAGUCGAGCAGAGCCCCAAAAAGUCGAGAGUGUAG